Seriola dumerili (greater amberjack) is the source of this 2189-nucleotide messenger RNA. Its product is annotated as cyclin-K-like. Gene Ontology annotation, biological process: regulation of transcription by RNA polymerase II; positive regulation of DNA-templated transcription, elongation. The record is from RefSeq and is a predicted model, not a curated record. The coding region runs from base 1 to 1575 and encodes 524 amino acids. Gene Ontology annotation, molecular function: cyclin-dependent protein serine/threonine kinase activator activity. The transcript is spliced from 11 exons. Gene Ontology annotation, cellular component: cyclin/CDK positive transcription elongation factor complex; nucleus. Lineage: Eukaryota; Metazoa; Chordata; Actinopteri; Carangiformes; Carangidae.
AUGGAUACACAGGUUAAAUGCUGCUUCCUUCAUCACUCCUCAUCAACAACAUCCACUCCCAGUCUCAAGUCCUGCUGCUGGCGGGACAAGAGGGACCUGUCCACCCUGGACCUCAUCAGACCCCACUUACACUGGGACAGGAAGGACCCGGCCAUCCUGGACCACAUCAAACCAUGCUGGUACUGGGACAAGAAGGACUUGGCCCACACUCCUUCCCAGUCAGAGGGACUGGACCCUGCCACCGAGGCCCGGUACCGCAGAGAGGGGGCCCGGUUCAUCUUUGAUGUGGGCACACGGCUCGGGCUGCACUAUGACACACUGGCAACUGGGAUCGUCUAUUUCCACCGCUUCUACAUGUUCCACUCCUUCAAGCAGUUCCCCAGAUAUGUGACAGGAGGGUGCUGCCUCUUCCUCGCAGGCAAAGUGGAGGAAACUCCAAAGAAGUGCAAAGACAUCAUCAAAACGGCUCGCAGCCUGCUCAACGACACGCAGUUUGCACAGUUCGGAGAUGAUCCCAAGGAGGAGGUGAUGGUGUUGGAGCGCAUCCUGCUGCAGACCAUCAAGUUCGACCUGCAGGUGGAACAUCCGUACCAGUUCCUGCUGCGCUAUGCAAAGCAACUCAAAGGCGACAAGAACAAGGUGCAGAAGCUCGUUCAGAUGGCCUGGACCUUUGUGAAUGACAGCCUUUGCACCAUGGUGGCCCUGCAGUGGGAGCCUCAGAUCAUUGCGGUGGCUGUCAUGUAUCUAGCUGGACGUCUCUGUAAGUUCGACAUCCAGGACUGGACCUCCAAACAGUCGUCCCGGCGCUGGUGGGAGCAGUUUGUCUAUGAUGUACCUGUGGAGGUGCUGGAGGAUAUCUGCCACCAGAUCCUGGACUUGUAUUCUCAGGCGAAGCAGCAGAUGCCUGACGGAGGGAUGGGAACAGGGGACAACCUCCCACCACCUUCCAUCCUGUCCUCCUCAGCCCUUCCACCAGCCAAGAAGGCCUCACCUCAGACCAGCCCCAGACCACCUAGACCAGCUCAGCCCUCUCCCAAGGACGACAGCAAAGCCACAAAGAUCCCGAAUCUAGAGCCUCCUCCACCACCUCCUCCACCCCCACCGCCUCCACCAGUCUCCAUAAACCCUGAUCAUCAGCCUUUCUCCUCCUACCCACCAGCCCCAGAUCUCCCCACUAAUCCAGCCCCCCCACCUUUACCCCACUGCCCUCCCCCGCCACCUCCUCCACCCAUGGACCUACCCGGCUCCAGCUCCCUGGUGUCUAGUGACGGCUACCAGAAGCUGCAGUCCAUGAUGAAGACAGAGGGCUCCUGUUAUACCACUGUACCCCAGGCCUGUGCCCCACCGCUGGGCUACCACCAGCACCCCCCGGGCACCACGUCCUACCACACCCCCCCAGUCUCAGCCUACAGCUACCUGCUUGCACCUCCGCCACCCUCAGUCAUGGGGAUGACACCUAAUUUGAGUAGUGGGUACCUGCCACCAUCAACCGUCGGACACAAUCAGCUCCCCCCUCCGCUUCCACCCGGGAUGCCCCCUGUCAGUGGACUGAGUCGGGGUACAUGGAUGAGAUGAGAACCACCCAGACAGCAGAAAAGUUCAGAUGACAUGUUUUAAAAUAGUUAAUAAUCUGAACAUUAUUACCUUUUCUGAUGAAAGAAAACAUUUCAGUGUUGUCAUGGAGCAGGUAACAGGAGGAAAGAAGGUGCUGCUAAAAAAUCUGUACUUUUACACAAAUGUGAAACAUUGAUGUGGGUUUGACUCGACUUCACAGUGUUAACAGAGACAUGGAGGACUGUCUUCCUUUAGCUCUCUUCUGUUUUGCACAACACAUAAUAAAGACACAUGUGUUUUAUCUUCAGCUCAGAUCAUGUCAUGCCAAGUUGUUAUUUUGCCUUUUGUAUUAUAUUUUUCAGUCUGGAUAUUGUUGGAGUUUUUAGCACAUUAAAGAGAACACUGCAACUUUUUUUUUUUUUUUUUUACAUUGUUCAGCUUUAUAUUUAAAAACAAUCCACAACAGUUUGACGUCACACAGAAAUGCGUUGCCGUCAUCACUUUUUCUUGAAGGUGUUUUGAUGAUAUUUGUUGAAUUGCUUUGUUUUUCUUAUUUUUUAUUUUUAUUUUAUCAUUAUCAGUUUGUAUGUAAAUGUGUUCACCCUUUAAAAUGCUCUGGAUUUGAACUUUUUUAC